Molecule: messenger RNA, 1653 nt
Organism: Aegilops tauschii subsp. strangulata
Lineage: Eukaryota; Viridiplantae; Streptophyta; Magnoliopsida; Poales; Poaceae
Source: RefSeq, a predicted model, not a curated record
AUGGCUCGGGUCGAGAAGCCCUCUGCCUUGAAAGUGACCCCGGAGGAGAAAGCGGAGGUGAAGGUGCUGGUCGAGCGAGUAGUCCAGAUCGUCCGUGAUGGCGUGAGCGGCAUGGAUCUGUUGGAGGUCUUCCUCAGACGACACAUUCAGCCGCUUCAAGCUCGUGACCAUCCGAUGUGGAUGUACUCGGGCAUUGAUGAUACCACUCGGAUCCACCCAGAGGAAGUCGACGAGGAUACGGCCUUAACUGAAAUGUACUCGAUGCCCAACGGGGAGCAGGAGCAAGAUCCAGAAGGGGAGGCAAGCGGAGGCGAGAGCGGAGAGUGGCACUCUAAUGGAGAAGAGGAUGAGGAGAGCGACGACCCGAGUGAUGAAGAAGAGGUCGACUCACCUUCCCGUAGGGAAAGGCGAUCCAGGCACACUCAUGAUCCGGCACGCAUCCGUGGCAAAGCGACUGCGCAGACCGGGCAGUCGUCAAAGCGCCCUCGGACGUCAUCUCCAGCGCCGUCUGAGAAGGCACCGAAGCAACCGAAAGCUGCGCCGUCAAAACCGCAGAAGGCCUUGCCCAAGAUCAAAGUGGCCAUUCCCAUUGCUUCCGGUGUUGCUACCUCCGAGACUUCCGCUUACAGGAAUGAAGAUGAGGAAAUGGAAGAUGUAGUCACCUCCAACCCGGCUCCUCCCAAUGUCAUUGAUCUUCUAGAUGAUGACGAGGAUGUGCCGAUGAGGCCUCAGGGGAGAAGAAACAGGAAGGCAUCAGCUGGUAAAACGCCUCAGUCUACGUCGGCGACGGAAACGAAAUCCUGUGAACUUGGAGCUCGUUUUGCCGACCUGGAGAAGAAGCAGAUUCAGCUCAACCUCGACCUGGAGCUGGCCAAGAUAAACUUGCAGAAGGCCAAGGAUGAAGCCACGGAGACCCUGAACCAGGCUCUGGCGAAGAAGGAUCAGGACCUUGCAGCCGCACAGAAAACUGCUGAUGAGAAAACUGCACUCGUUGAACGGAAGCUGGCUUUAGUCGGCAAACUGGAGGAAGAGAACGCCAAGCUGAAAACUGCCCUUGAUGAAGCUAACAAGGAGGUGACUCGUCUGAAGAAGGGCAAGAAGGAUCUGACUGAAAAGAUGGAAGGCAUUGCUCGGAAGAGGGACGAUCUGGAGAGCUAUCUAGGAGGGCUUGCCAAGAAACUGUUCGUCAUGCUUGAAGAAUUUUGCCGGAACUUUGAGGAAGAGACCGGGCAAAUUGAGACAAACUUAGACCCCAUCCUCUCUCCUGUUAAAGACGAAGCUGCCAUGAAUGUGCUCCGAUUGGAGUCUCGUGUCGCUGGCGUUCUCGACUACCUUGCUCGACUGAAGGUUGUGGUGUCGAGGAUCGAUACAGCACUCUGGCCAAGGACGACGCUUCCGAAUGACCUCAAGUCUUUGAUGACUCGACUUAAUGAGAUCCCCAGUCGAGUGCAGGAAUGGAAGAAGUCUUCUACUCGAUGCGGUGCUGAUGUGGCCCUGUCCCUGGUUCGUGUCCAUUGCAAGGAAGCGCGAGAAGAGAAGCUAGCGGCAAUCAAGGUGGCCAAUACAAAAAGCUCUGAGGAGAAGGUGGCAUUCGACCUGCACGUCGUCGUCCUUGCUGAUAAGGAUGGAGCUCACGUUGUACUUGUGGCGUAG